Molecule: messenger RNA, 1588 nt
Organism: Alosa sapidissima (American shad)
Lineage: Eukaryota; Metazoa; Chordata; Actinopteri; Clupeiformes; Clupeidae
Gene: nkx1-2a
Product: NK1 transcription factor related 2-like,a
Exons: 1
Biological process (GO): cell differentiation; regulation of transcription by RNA polymerase II
Cellular component (GO): nucleus
Molecular function (GO): RNA polymerase II cis-regulatory region sequence-specific DNA binding; DNA-binding transcription factor activity, RNA polymerase II-specific
Source: RefSeq, a predicted model, not a curated record
UUCACAGGUGACACUGGCAGCACCAAGGAGGAACACACAGAGAGGCAAAAUUCAGCACCUUGUAGACCAACAACUCAACCAGUCUCUUCUCCCAACUCUAUUCCUGGCUCUCCCGCUUCAGAGAAGCUCGCAACGUCCGUCUCUUCUCAUCAUGAGUGUUCCUUGAGUGAGGACCACGAGGAUGCAGACAGCCACAGCAACAGCAGCGGGAGCGGUUGCGAGACCGUGGCCACAGAUGACACGAGGCGACUCAAGCGCCGCCGCUCAGACCACGGCUGCGCGAAACCGAGACGCGCGCGUACCGCCUUCACGUACGAGCAACUGGUGGCUCUGGAGAACAAGUUUCGGGCCACACGCUAUCUGUCCGUCUGUGAGAGGUUAAAUCUCGCACUGUCUCUCAGCCUAACAGAAACCCAAGUGAAAAUCUGGUUUCAGAACCGCAGGACGAAGUGGAAAAAGCAGAAUCCUGGAGCGGACAGCACAAUGCCAACCGGCCCAAGCGCCCUAUCCAGCGUCAAUUCGAGUUCUUGCUCAAGUGUAAGCACUUACCAAACUUUCCCCUCGUUCAACACGGCCACUAUGACUUUACACUCGGGUGGUGUAGUUCCGCUUUCCGCCUCUGGAGGGCUUUUGCAUCCUUUCUUGCCCACUGGUUACAUGCAACCCUCGUUCUUCACCCAGCAUUUGUGAACAAUUCCCAUUUUAAAGAUUCAUGUUGAUGACUUCGCAUUGUGAAGAGCACUGAUGUGAAUGGCAAAUAUGAUCACUAACUGUGCGUAGUUUUAUGCAGCACAUGUCUCCUAACUGGGUUAAAUGAAAAUGAACAGAUCAUGUCACAGUCGUAGUCCAGAUGAUCUAUCGUAGGAUCAUCGUAGAAAUGUAUAAAACAAGCCAUUCUAUUGUAACACUUUAACAUUGCCAUGGACAUUUCUAAAAACUGAUAGCCGAUAGGGCAAAAUGAUGUUAAAAAGAACAUCAGUCAUGCAAUGUGUUAAUACUAUACAAAGUUUCACUACUUAAUUGUAAAUAAUGUCAAAAUCGAAACACUGUUUAUAAGAUAUUGACACGGAAAUUUGUGUUAUUUUAUUUAAAGUGAUAAUGUAAUUGAGAUAUGAAAGAAAAUGACAUGAAAUUCCUCAUGAUGAAUAAAAAAGACAGGAAAGAAUGACAACUGUUUAACUAGCCUAAAUGUCCCCGUGCUAUACUGUGCUAUGCGUAUGUGAAAUGUGAAUAUCAUUUGUGCGCUUAAAAAAACAUAGUUUUUAUUGCCCAUCUCUGCCUUCCUGUUCUCCACUCCUCUCCAAUAUGAUUCUAAACGGCCACCUACUGACAAUGCAACUCACACUAACGAUGCUCUUAUUUUUGUAUUUAUUUUCUAUUUUACAAUACAUUGCAAUACAUUCUAUUUUAAUGAGAGUAUUGCCAAGUACACCUUAAUGCUAAAAGUAUAGGCUAUUUUUGUUUAAUCCAAAACGGGAAAAGAGGACAGAAAAAUUAAUUAUUUUUAAUUUGGCAUAAUGCAGGUUAUGAGUGAUCCUGGCAACGUGUAAGGCAAAUUGUACCUUGUAGAGUCACCUGAGAAGCUUGA